Benincasa hispida (wax gourd) is the source of this 1444-nucleotide messenger RNA. NCBI's taxonomy places the organism in Eukaryota, Viridiplantae, Streptophyta, Magnoliopsida, Cucurbitales, Cucurbitaceae. The record is from RefSeq and is a predicted model, not a curated record.
UGAUAUAUUGGGCAUGGCAAAAUCAUUGGCCGUGAUCAUAUAUCAUCUAUCUGGUAAACUAAAAGAGCAGGUUCUCAUCUCACCACAGUCCACCUCAAAAAUUCUUUGCUUCCAUGGCUGCUCUUGCUUCCUCAUCUUCCCUCUUCUCUUCUAAGCCCUCCAUCCAUCUUCCAUCUUCCCUUUCUCCUUCUUUUCCUCCUCUCUCACUCUCUCCAAUCUCUCACCCUUCUCCUCUUUCAUCUUCUCUCUCCAUUUCCCAUUCGUUUCUCUCUUACCCUUCCUCUUUUAGACCCUCCAAUGUCUGCUCCUUCAGUGUCAGGGCUAACUCUCUUGACAAGAAGGUCUUGAUCGUCAACACAAACAGUGGUGGACAUGCAGUCAUUGGCUUCUAUUUUGCUAAACAGCUUCUGGGUUCUGGCCAUGAGGUCACAAUUCUCACUGUCGGUGAAGAGAGUUCUGAUAAGAUGAAGAAACCCCCAUUCAACAGAUUCUCGGAAAUUGUGAGUGGUGGAGGCAAGACAGUAUGGGGAGAUCCAGCAGAAAUUGGGAAGGUUGUGGCAGGAGCAUCAUUUGAUGUGGUAUUAGAUAACAAUGGCAAGGACAUAGAUACUGUGAGGCCUGUUAUUGAUUGGGCAAAAGAUGGUGUUAAGCAGUUUCUAUUUAUCAGCAGUGCUGGAAUUUAUAAGCCAACUGAUGAGCCUCCCCAUGUUGAAGGGGAUCCUGUUAAAGUCAAUGCUGGUCAUGUUGGCGUUGAAAAAUAUAUUGCAGAGGUUUUCGGCAGCUGGGCUAUCUUCCGUCCACAGUACAUGAUUGGAUCUGGCAACAACAAAGAUUGUGAAGAAUGGUUCUUUGACCGAAUCGUCCAGAAUAGACGAGUUCCAAUUCCAGGCUCCGGUAUGCAGCUAACAAACAUUGCACAUGUCCGAGACUUGUCUUCUAUGUUGACACUGGCUGUAGAGAAACCAGAUGAAGCACACUCUAACAUAUUCAACUGUGUAAGCGAUCGCGCCGUGACUCUUGAUGGAAUGGCCAAGCUAUGUGCUCAAGCAGCAGGCUGCCUGGUUGACAUUGUGCAUUUUGAUCCAAAAGCAGUUGGGGUUGAUGCAAAGAAAGCUUUUCCUUUUAGGAAUAUGCAUUUCCAUGCGGAGCCAAGGGCAGCCCAGGAUAUUUUAGGGUGGAAAAGUACCACAAAUCUUCCUGAAGAUUUGAAGGAGCGAUUUGAAGAGUAUGUGAAGAUUGGUAGAGACAAAAAGCCUAUAAAGUUUGAGUUAGAUGAUAAGAUACUUGAGUCCCUAAAAGUUCCAGUAGCUGCUUGACCAUUCUUCGGAUAAUUGUGCAGAACAAUACUGUCCAUAUUACAGUACUUUAGCAUAUGUAUUCUCAUUUAUUAUUCUUCUACCAACUUACCCAAAUGAAGUGAUUCAAAGGUGAAGUUUUGUUGCCA